CGCGAAAAAACAAUAAUUUAUUUUGGACUUGAACGGAGGAAUGUCACGAGAUAAACUCAACUGCUCAGGACAGUUAACGUAAAUAAAUAGUAGUUUCCCCCUCUGCUAACACGUAACGCAACGGGACAGCCCAGUGAAAUAAAUAAUUAACAGAACGUUAACUGUUUUGCAAAUAAUUUAGUUUGGGAGUUUGUGUUCACAUGCCAACAGCUCACCUGUCGUUAUAGCCACGCCCUGGAUGACGCACCUGGUCAAGAGCAAGGAAGCAAAGGGAUGAACGAAGCAGUUGUUAAUAAUGGAAAAACCCUAGACUGGAAAUCAUCUUGAAACUUUAACCAGGACCAUGGUCGGAAAACUCACCGUAUUUGCUUUUGUUUUGCUAUCUUGCUUUCCCUGCAUUGACAACAAAGACAUUUUCAAUGGGCUGACAUUAAAAGUCUCCAAGUACUCCGUUGUAAAUCCUCAGCUGGUUGACAGAUUGAAAAGGAGCAUCAACAGAACGACACAAUCGAAAGAAAAUUAUGGAGAGGAGACUAUAUCAUAUUCAGUCAACAUAAACAACAGGAAACACCUCCUUCAUCUAAAAAAGAACAGAGACUUUUUGCACCCAAACUUUGUUCAAUACUCAAGUGAUGCCAAUGGUAACCACAAUACGUCAUAUCCAAAACCGCAUGUUCAUUGCUAUUAUCAUGGAGAGGUGGAGGGAUAUGAGGAUUCAGUGGUAGCACUCAGCACAUGCUCAGGCCUCAGGGGUGUUAUCCUCGUUGGAAAUGAGAUAUAUGGACUUGAGCCUGUCCCACAGUCCACCAACAAUGAGCACCUUCUGUACCUACUGAAGGAUAUCAUCUCCGGACCCGCAACUUGUGGGGUUGUCAAUGAGGCAGCAUCUACGCAAAGCCAUGAACCCUUUGAGCCUGGCACAUCACUGACUUCACUGCUUCGGAGGAAGCGCAAUUUACCAGAAACCAGAUAUGUGGAGUUGGUGUUGGUGGCCGAUAAUCUCAGGUAUAAAGUUAAGAAUGGAAACGAGACAGCUGUAAGAGAGGAACUCGUGCAGAUUGCCAAUCUACUGGAUGGGUAUUACAAGCAGCUGAAUAUCCGUGUGGUGCUGGUCGGCCUCCAAAUUUUUAAGGACAGUAACCCUUUCAAUGUGAACGGCUCUGCCCGAGAGGUGUUGGGCGAGUUUGUCCAGUGGAGGAAGAAUGUUUUGUUGCCAAAGAUCAGGCAUGAUGAUGCUCAACUCAUUAUUGGUCGGCCUAAUGCAUACGAUGGUGGCAUAAUAGGUAUGGCCUUUGUGGGAACGGUAUGCCACGUUGGGACAGCCGGAGGAAUCAACGUGUUUAGUGCGAACAACCUGGUUUCAGCCUCCACUGUGGUAGCCCACGAGAUGGGCCAUAAUCUUGGCAUGAAUCAUGACCGUAGCGGAUGCACCUGCAAUGGGAAUAGCGGAUGCAUCAUGGGUGCAGUUAACGGGGGUGUCCCUGCUUUUAGCAGCUGCAGUGCACAAGACUUUGAGAAUCUGAUUGUACGUGGAGGAGGUACUUGUCUGAAAAACCAGCCCUCGCCCUCAAAUGUGGUUGGUGUAGCUGAAUGUGGCAAUGGCCGACUGGAGGAAGGAGAGCAGUGUGACUGUGGAAAACCCGCGGAAUGUAACAAUAAAUGCUGUGAUGCUGCCACCUGCCAAUUUACAUCUGGUUCAGCCUGUGCUCAGGGAGGCUGCUGCUCUAACUGUCAGUUCAAAGUUGCUGGAACACCAUGCAGAGAGUCGGCCAACGCGUGUGAUAUUCCUGAAUACUGUAAUGGCACGGCUGGGUUUUGUCCCAACGACUUCUACGUCAUGAACGGCCUGCCCUGUCAAGACCCCCAAGCUGCUGCUUACUGCUAUGAGGGUCGAUGCCAGACGUAUGAUUUCCAGUGCAAACAUCUCUUUGCACCAGAUCCAGCAACAAAGGCAGCAGAUAUUUGUUUUAAGACUACAAAUUUGAUGGGAGACCGAUUUGGUAACUGUGGAAUGGACAACAAAGGAGUUCUUAUCAAAUGUACUUCGGCAAAUUCCAUGUGUGGGAAGUUGCAGUGUACAAACGUGGACGUCAACAACCCCCCUCCUGGUGCCGUAGUCAGUAUCAAAAUAAUUGAUGGGGCAAAGUGUGUUAAUGCAGACUUCAACCUCGGCCCAGAUGUGCUUGAUCCUGGCUACGCAAACUCUGGCAGCCCUUGUGAAAAAGGAAAGACCUGCAUAAACUUUGAAUGUGUGAACGCCUCUGCUCUGCUGGCCAACCUGAACUGUGAUGCCCGGACAACAUGUAACGGCAAAGGGGUGUGUAAUGACCGAGGAAACUGCCAUUGUGAAAACGGGUGGGCCCCACCUAGCUGUGACCGGGCGGGGCGCGGUGGUAGCAUAGACAGUGGCCCUGCUCAGAUAGACUACUCCCUCAGGGACGGAUUGUUGAUCUUCUUCCUAUUGGUGGUUCCUGUUCUUGUCCUUCUCAUCCUGGUGCUGCUAUACUUCUUCAGGAGAGACACCCUGGACCCAUGCCUCAAAGGACGACACCUUAAGUCACGUAAUGUUGCAAAUCGAAAUGUGAAUGGGAAGUCAAACGGCAUUGUUCAGACAAGUGUCACAACUCAGCCUCCAUUUCCGGCUCCUUCUAAUGCGGCUGGAUAUCCACCAGCUACAGCAGUUCCAAUUCCUGGUUUCAGGUACGGAGAUCAGGAUUAUUGGAACGCAGAUGAAAAUGGGGCCCCUGCACGACCACCAGUUCCAAGGCAGGGCCCAGGAGUACCCAGGCCAAUCCCCCCUAGGCAGAUACCUACUUGAUUAUCUUGUUCUUUAACAUAUUUUAAUGUAUUGGGGAUAUGUAUGUUUAUUAAAGCUCAACACUGUAUGAAGAGAGGUUUUAAAUACUGUGAUAACAAAACCCGCCUCUGAGUUUAAGGUGUACUGGCUUGUUGGUGGUUGAGGCUCAUAGACAUGUUAAGACUCAUUGUAAUAUUUGUUUGAUCUGUUUAUCACCUAUUUUAACUUCAUGCACAUGAAGUAUCUCUUAUCUCUUUUUUGUAUUUUAUGUAGCGUAGAUUUUGAUAUUAUGACUUUAAACCGAAUAAACACAAUUUAUUUCAA
Messenger RNA from Pungitius pungitius (ninespine stickleback), 3121 nucleotides. RefSeq lists its product as uncharacterized. Gene Ontology annotation, biological process: proteolysis. Gene Ontology annotation, cellular component: plasma membrane. Lineage: Eukaryota; Metazoa; Chordata; Actinopteri; Perciformes; Gasterosteidae. The record is from RefSeq and is a predicted model, not a curated record. Bases 344 to 2818 code for a protein of 824 amino acids. The transcript is spliced from 22 exons. Gene Ontology annotation, molecular function: metalloendopeptidase activity.